AUGGCUGAAUCCUUGUUCUUACUGAAGCUGAAAUACCUGGUAGGACUGACUGUCAUACUCUGUAUAUUUGCCUUUGUGUUUGUAGAUCCUGCCUGUCGCCUGAAUAUCCUUGAGGCCUAUGAGGAAUAUGAAUAUAUUCAAGAAGGUGAUGUUAUUAUUGGAGGAAUACUGACUGUAAACUCUUUCGCAGUUCCAUUUGAUGACGAGGACAACAUGGUGAUGUGUGGAAGUACUCUCCUCCAGUAUUACAGACAAUUUGUGGAUUUUAUUUUUGCUAUUGAGAAAAACAACAAGGAUGCAUCGUUGCUCCCCAACCUGACCCUGGGGUACCAUAUAUACGACUCCUGUGGGGACCCCCGGAAGGCUGUGAAGAGUGUGUUCCAAAUAUUAUCUGGUACCAGGGAGCCGGUUCCCAAUUACUCCUGUGUGGGAAAGAGAAACAUUGCUGGUUUUAUUGGGGAUCUCGCCUCAGAUACAACUGUGCCCAUAGCCCAGAUUCUGAGCCUGCUUGGUUAUGCACAAAUCAGUUAUGGAGCUACAGGUGAUUUGCUGAGUGACAAAGUUGCCUUCCCGUACUUUUUCAGAACGGUAGAAUGUGAUAACAGUCAUUAUUUUGCUUUAAGUAAAUUACUGAAAUAUUUUGGCUGGAUUUGGAUUGGAAUCCUUAGAUUCAGCGAUAACAGCGAAGACUUUCAGCUGCUGUCAGAUCACCUCUCCAGCAAUGGGAUAUGUGUUGAGUUCCAUAUAAAGAUACAUAAUUACAACACUGAUGUCAAUUAUAAGCCUUAUAAGGAAAUCAUUCAAAAAUCCUCAACUGAUGUGAUUAUCUUCUGUGGAACAGCGUCGGUGCAUAUGAUAGCGGGGCUGAGUUAUCUGUCAGAUGCUUUCAGUGAAAAGACGAUAAUUGUUUCCUAUACGGUAGCCGCCAACAGUCACAUUCUGGAUCAUGCACCAACAUUAUUUCUUGGUUGCUUAGGGUUGCUCCAACAUUUCUCUUCUUCUAUUGAUAGUCCUGAAAGAAGACUUUUUCUAGAGAAUAUCUACCCUUUAAAAUACCCAGAAGACAAACUACUUGACAAUAUUGGGAUACGAUAUCAUUCAUGUUUGUCAAAAGACCAAAUGAAAAAUUAUUUGUUUGAACAAAUUCACAACCGCAAACUUCACAACUGCACAGGAUGGGAACGCAUCUCAGAUCUUCGCCAGUUUGACAACAAGUUUUAUUCUCCCCAAGUUCUUCUUGCAGUUUAUAUGAUGUCUCGUGCAAUUCAGGAUAUUUACAUCUCACACAGGAAACAAGCUCUUAAAGGUGAAAUAGAGUACAGAUUCCAGUUACAUCAUUACCUUGAAAAUCUUCCCCAUGAAAUCACAGGGGCCCAAAUUUCUUAUACUAACAAUGGAGAAUUUGUCCCUCAGUACGUGAUCUAUAAUUGCCUUCUGGAUAUGGAAAGUCAUAUUAUUGUGGCCUACGUUGGCAAGUUUACACCUUGGGCUCCAUCAGAUGAGAGUCUUCAUACAGAAUUAAUAAAAUGGAAGACCAACAAUAGUCAGAUCCCAAGAGCUCAGUGUACAGAAAGAUGUCUUCCUGGUUACAGGAGGGCCCCAAGGGAAGGAGCCCCUGCUUGCUGCUAUCAUUGUGUCCCAUGUUCAGAGGGAGAAAUUUCCAAUAUAACUGACAGUGAAAAAUGCAUCAGAUGCCCAGACAUGGAAUGGCCCACUAAGAAAAAGAAAUGGUGCAGACCAAAAAGGAUAGAAUUUUUGUCAUAUUCCAAAGAUGUGAUUUCAGUUCUUUAUGCAAUGUUCUCAUUUAUAUUUUUUCUUAUAACUGUACUGGUAUUAGCAGUUUUUAUUAGUUAUCAGGACACCCCCAUAGUGAGAGCCAACAACCGGAGCCUGAGCUUCCUCCUCCUUGUCUCCAUCAAGCUGAGCUUCCUCAGUGUGUUUCUGUUCCUCGGUCGCCCUGUGGAUAUAACCUGCAUGCUGCGCAUCAUCACUUUUGGAAUCACCUUCUCCAUAGCUGUCUCUUCUCUCCUGGCCAAGACUAUCAUGGUUUGUGUUGCUUUCAAAGCCACCAAGCCAGGGAGCUCAUGGAGAAAAUGGCUGGGAGUCAAACUGUCCAAUUCUGUAGUCUUGUUCUGCUCAUCCAUUCAAAUAAUCAUCUGCAUGACUUGGUUGGCCAUUUCUCCUCCCUUUCAGGAACUGGACAUUCACACUUCCCCUGGAACCAUCAUCAUUCAGUGCAAUGAGGGCUCAGCUAUUGGCUUUUACUCAGUUAUUGGGUAUAUGGGGCUUCUGGCAGCUGUUAGUUUUGUUUUAGCAUUUUUAGCUCGGAGCUUACCGGACAGUUUUAAUGAGGCCAAGUACAUCACUUUCAGCAUGCUGCUCUUCUGCAGUGUUUGGAUCACAAUGAUCCCGGCCUAUCUGAGCACCAAAGGCAAAAACACUGUGUGUGUGGAGAUAUUUGCCAUACUGGCCUCAAAUGCUGGACUUCUGGUGUGUAUAUUCCUACCAAAAUGCUUCAUAAUUUUAUUUAGGCCUGAAAGAAACAUAAAAUCAGUUAUGUUUGGGAGGAAUAAUGUUUAA
Molecule: messenger RNA, 2580 nt
Organism: Xenopus tropicalis (tropical clawed frog)
Lineage: Eukaryota; Metazoa; Chordata; Amphibia; Anura; Pipidae
Product: vomeronasal type-2 receptor 26
Exons: 6
Coding region: 1-2580 (859 amino acids)
Biological process (GO): G protein-coupled receptor signaling pathway
Cellular component (GO): plasma membrane; membrane
Molecular function (GO): G protein-coupled receptor activity
Source: RefSeq, a predicted model, not a curated record